ACCAAUCGCGUGCGAUGUUGGAAGAGGAGUACGAAAAUUUGACUGGCGCAAGGUUGCGGUGUCGGAGACGGCUAACUUGGCUAGCUAAACACAGUGUCGAUUAUUCUGUAUUUACGUUAUCGCGAUAUAAUUUUAAUGAAUAUCUUCUGUUUCUGAAGGCGUUUCUUCACAUAUUCGUUCUGUUUAAGGAAAACAAGUGGCUAGAAACACAGAAAUACAAGGAUGAUGGACGCGCUAUCCGUCGUGACCCAGCUGCGAGACUUGGCCUCGGAACCGCAGAACAGAGAGGCCAUAGUCCAGGACCAAGGGUGUCUGCCGGGCCUGGUUUUGUUUUUAGAUCAUCAGGAUUCCCAAGUGCUGUACUCUACUUUACAGACUCUCCGUUACCUGGCAGAAUCGCCCUUAAACAUAAAAACAAUGAAAAAUGAGUUGGGUAUGAUGGUGAGCUUGGAGCAUCUGAUGGAGAGGAGCGAGGUGAACAGUGACAUCACCGCCCUGGCCCAGGAAGUGUACGGCAUACUGAGUGCGCCCGAGACUCCCCGCACCCCGGACAGGCCCAGGAGGAAGAUGAAGCCACAGUUCUUCCUCAACAGCUCCAACAAGAAGGCCAAGUCCGUCACCCUUCACAUACAGGGACUGGACACUACCGAUAAGAGGGGCCUCUGUGAGGACGCCCUGCUGACGGUCAGAGGGGUCAUCAGCUUCACCUUCCAGAUGGCCCUGAGGAGGUGCACAGUGCGCGUGCGCGCUGACCUGUCCACGGAGAGCUUGGCCUCUGCUAUAGCAGCUACCAAAGUGCUCAGCGCCCAGCAGGUGGUGAAGAACGAGGCUGGAGAGGAGGUCUUGGUUCCCCUCUCCACCUCCGACGUCUCGGUCCAGGAGGGCCCCACCCUGCCGGACUACCUCCCCGAGGACGAGAGUCCGGAGAGGAACAUGGACAAGGCGGUGUCCCGGACCACUGCCAAGGGGGACGCGGGCGGGAGCUGGCUCAACGCUGCUGCCGGCUUCCUGUCCAAGACCUUCUACUGGUGAAGCCACUGGUGUGUGUGUGUGUGUGUGUGUGUGUGUGUGUGUGUGUGUGUGUGUGUGUGUGUGUGUGUGUGUGUGUGUGUGUGUGUGUGUGUGUGUGUGUGUGUGUGUGUGUGUGUGUGUGUGUGUGUGUGUGUGUGUGUGGGUGGGUGGCAGUGUAGGGCAGGAUCGUACAGAGCAGGAUCACUGGGUUAGCUGGAUAACUGUGCUGAGUAAAACCUGGAAGAGCUCUUUUUACAUCAGGCCGUGUUCCACAUUUGGGAGUGCAGUUAUCCAGCUAACUCAGUAAUCCUGCUUUGUGAAACAGCCCUCUGAUCUUCAUGGUAUCUCUAGUACAGUGGUAACCGACCGUGUUUCUUGAGAUCUACCAUCCUGUAGAUUCAUUUCAACACGCAACUUUUCUAAUUAUCAGCUUAAGAUCUCUAGCUGUUGAAUGUGGUGUGCUUUGUUAGGGUUGGAGUGAAAACCUACUGGACGGUAGAUCUCCAGGAACAGGGUUGGGCAGCCCUGCUCUAGCUGUUGAAUGAGGUGUGCUUUGUUAGGGUCGGAGUGGAAACCUACAGGAUGGUAGGAGCAGGGUUGGCGACCUCUGCUCUUUUCGAGCUGGCAGAGUGGGCGGUGUGUUGGCUCUUCCUCGGUGUGUGAGGAGGAGCCAAUAAGUUCAAGGGUCAGCGAGUCUGAACGGGGCACCGCCCACAAAGGCUCUCAUUGGCUGAACACUGACCCCCUGCGUGUGCAGUGACCAGC
Molecule: messenger RNA, 1776 nt
Organism: Conger conger (European conger)
Lineage: Eukaryota; Metazoa; Chordata; Actinopteri; Anguilliformes; Congridae
Gene: armc1l
Product: armadillo repeat containing 1, like
Exons: 7
Coding region: 223-1032 (269 amino acids)
Molecular function (GO): protein binding; metal ion binding
Source: RefSeq, a predicted model, not a curated record